CUUCCUGCAAGACUAGCAAAAAUGGACAGGGCUCAACUUCAGCCAUUACUGUUGCCUGAUUUAAAGGAGACUGGUAAAGAGUUAGGUCGUGGAGCUUAUGGUGUUGCUACUGAAGUAAUAGUUAGUGAAACAACCUGUGCUGCUAAGAAGCUUCAUGAUGCUAUUGUACAGGUGCACACUUUGAAAAAAUUUGGUGAUGAGGUGCUUCUUCACAGUGAGCAAAGGCAUCCUAACAUUGUCCAGUUAAUUGGUGUCUAUUAUCCUCCUCAUUCACAAUUACCAAUGUUAGUAAUGGAGUAUCUUCCUUUAUCACUCACACAAUGUCUGAAGGAAAAAGAGCUACCACUUCAAAUGAAGUAUUCUAUUCUCCUUGAUGUUGCUAAGGGUUUGUGUUAUCUUCAUGGUAAACGUCCUAAGGCUAUUGUACAUCGUGACCUCACUGCUAAUAACGUGUUACUGACCUCUUCAUACUCAGCUAAGAUAUCAGAUCUAGGAGUAUCAAGAUUAGUCGAUACCUUUAAAAAGAAUCACCUCACUACAGUACCUGGUAAUGCUAUGGUAAUGCCACCAGAAGCUCUUAAAGAUAAUCCAGUAUAUGAUCACAAGUUAGAUGUAUUCUCUUAUGGUUGUCUCAUUCUUCAUAUACUUACUGGUCAAUUCCCUCAACCAACCAACCAGUUUGUACCUGAACCAGGAAGGGUGAAAUCUUUCAUAGAAGUAUCCGAAUGGGAUAGAAGAUUAAGCUACAUUGAAGAUAUACCAAAAGAGAAUGAGCUUCUUCCUUUAGCAAGGGAUUGUCUCGAUGAUGCUCCUACUGGUAGACCAGAAAUGAUUGAGUCUUAUCAAUUUGUAAAGCAGGUUCUAUCAGAAUAUCCAAAAAUAAAAGACAGGUUAGUAGUAGAAAAAGAGCUAAAGGAUGCAAUUCAAGAAAAAGAGGAAAUGGAGGAAAAGCUAGUUUUAGCAGAGAGAAGUAUUCAUAAAUUAAAAGAAGAAAAUGCUGCUACUAAAAUAGAAAAUGAAGAUUUAAAGAAUGAAAAGGAACAAAUGACAGCAGAUUAAAAAACUUCAUCGUUACAAGUGAUAGGCCUACAAAAUGUUAUUUCAUUAAAAGAAAAGGAAUUUAUUGAUUCCACUCAAGUACUAAGAGAUGGCAUUAGAAGCAGAGUUGACCAACUAGUUGCAGAACUACAAGACAACAUGGCUCUACAGGAGGAAAGGGAAAUUGAAUUAAACAAUAAUUAUUCAACAAAGCUUUCUGAAACGAAGGAAGAAUAUGAAUUGAAGCUAUCAAAAAUGAAAGAAGAAUAUGAAGCAAAGCUUUUGACUACAACAGAGAGUUAUGAGGAGCAAUUGCAUAAAGUUCGUAGAGAAUGUGAGAUUAGAGUAGCAGAAGUAAUGAAAAAAUUUGCAUUAAAAUCAUAUGAGGCACUUGAAAGUACUGUUGUAUCAAAAAAUGAAUUACUUUCAUCCUUUCAGUCUGUACCAUUAGCCAGCAUUCCUUCAUAUCAGACUCAAUUGGAACUGAUUCGUUCUUACUUGUUGCAACAACUGAAGA
Amphimedon queenslandica is the source of this 1555-nucleotide messenger RNA. Its product is annotated as wall-associated receptor kinase-like 1. The transcript has 2 exons. NCBI's taxonomy places the organism in Eukaryota, Metazoa, Porifera, Demospongiae, Haplosclerida, Niphatidae. The coding region runs from base 22 to 1059 and encodes 345 amino acids. The record is from RefSeq and is a predicted model, not a curated record. Gene Ontology annotation, biological process: protein phosphorylation. Gene Ontology annotation, molecular function: ATP binding; protein serine/threonine kinase activity.